AUGGCACCAUCUCUCUUCAGCUGGGGCUCCAGCAAGCCCGCCGAAAUCGCCGCAGCACCUAAACUGUCCACCGAAGAACAGGAGACCCAUGAUACCCAAGAACGAGAAGCCUUCCAGAAGGCUGUCCGAGAAGCCAUGAACAACGAAGACUUCACGAAAGCCGUAGCCAGCCAGCUUGCGCUGCAGCUCCAGCCUACACUGAAGGCUGCUUCGGAAACUUCGGCUCUGGUGCUCGAGUCCAAGAUCCUGGCCUCCAACGACAAGCUCUCCAAGACUGUCACCGAAAGCGAUACGCAAACAGCUUCCAAGCUGUCCGAGCUAUCUUCCUCCCUCGAUACAAGCAGUACUGCGGCCGUGGCCAAGAUAUCUGCUCUCGAGGACGCUGUUGCACAGAUCUCGGCCUCCGUCUCGGAGCUGACGAGCACUGUGAAGGCUGUCCAAGAAAAGGUUGCGUCCCUCGAUACCUCAACACUCUCCUCCCACAGCGCAAGCCUAGACACCAUCUCCAGCAACCUCCAGACUCUGCAAGAAAACGGACCAGCACCUAUAUCCGCAGCCCUCGGUUCUCACGCCACAAAGCUCGAUUCCAUCACCGCCGAUUUGGCAGCUGUGAAGGAGAACUCCGAGGUCUCUGCAUCGCUGAAGACCCUGGCUACCGACCUCGCAGCUAUCAAGAAGGAUAUCGAGUCCUCCACCUCUUCUACUACCUCUGGUUUCUCUGGUGUAUCCUCCCAAAUCGGAAGUGCCAUUGCAGCUAUCGAGGCACAAAAUGGCACUCUUGCAGAUAUCAAGAGUGCGGAUGCUAGCAAGGAGAUUCUGGCUGCUACCCAGACCCAUUAUUCUGCUCUGUCUGAGAUUAAGUCUAUUGUCGAAACUCCAGCCCCAGCUCCUGUCUCCGAAAAGACAGACCUUUCUUCCGUCGAAUCCUCCCUCAGCUCCAUCAUCACGGCUAUCGAAGCACAAAACCCUACGCUCUCUGAGAUCAAGACCGCAGCUACAUCUACUGAAGUCUUGACUGAAGUCAAGUCCGUGAAGGCACUCGUGGAAGGCAUUCCCGCACCAAUAGCUGGCAAGGACGAAGACAUUCUGUCUGAGCUUAAGAGUGUAAAGACUAUUGUCGAGGGUAUCCCAGCACCAACUGCCAGCAAAGACGAGGAGAUCCUAUCCGAGGUCACCUCCGUAAAAGCCCUUAUCUCAGCCAUCCCCGUACCUGCGGCAGGAAAAGAUGAGGAAAUCCUCAGCGAAAUUAAAUCUGUCCAAUCUUCAAUCUCCUCCAUCCCUGCCCCAGUCACAGUCAAGGACGAGGAGAUUUUGUCCGAGAUCAAGAGUGUAAAGAGCCUUGUGGAAGGCAUUCCCGCACCAGUCGCUGGUAAGGAUGAGGAAAUCCUUAGCGAAGUUAGCUCUGUGAAAGCUCUCGUCUCAGCUAUUCCAGCACCCACUGCCGGCAAGGACGACGAAAUCCUCACAGAAGUCAAGUCCGUCCAAUCCUUGAUUUCCGCCAUCCCAGCACCAACCGCUGGCAAAGAUGACGAAAUCCUCACUGAGGUGAAGUCUGUCCAGUCCCUGAUUUCAGCCAUCCCAGCACCAGCCACCAGCAAAGACGAAGAGAUCCUCAGUGAAGUCACCUCUGUAAAAUCUCUCAUCUCCGCCAUCCCAGCACCAGCAGCCGGCAAAGACGACGAGAUCCUGAGCGAGGUAAAGGCCGUUAAGGAGUUAGUUGAGAAGAAGGAGAGUGCGGAGGUUGCUGCAUAG
Messenger RNA from Lachnellula hyalina, 1752 nucleotides. It is a transcript of the gene CD209, whose product is annotated as CD209 antigen. NCBI's taxonomy places the organism in Eukaryota, Fungi, Ascomycota, Leotiomycetes, Helotiales, Lachnaceae. The transcript has 2 exons. The coding region runs from base 1 to 1752 and encodes 583 amino acids. The record is from RefSeq and is a predicted model, not a curated record.